This is a messenger RNA of Dufourea novaeangliae, 1659 nucleotides long. RefSeq names its product glycerol kinase-like. Gene Ontology annotation, biological process: glycerol metabolic process; glycerol-3-phosphate biosynthetic process; triglyceride metabolic process. Gene Ontology annotation, molecular function: glycerol kinase activity. The transcript is spliced from 10 exons. Gene Ontology annotation, cellular component: mitochondrion. The coding region runs from base 1 to 1659 and encodes 552 amino acids. Lineage: Eukaryota; Metazoa; Arthropoda; Insecta; Hymenoptera; Halictidae. The record is from RefSeq and is a predicted model, not a curated record.
AUGAACAAAAAUGAGUCGACAAGUAGAUAUGGACCCCUCGUCGGUGCAAUCGAUGAAGGGACAAGUAGUGCUAGAUUUUUGGUGUUUGCUGCAAACACAGCAGAAGUAUUGACAUAUCAUCAAGUUUCAAUAUCUCAGUCGCAUCCAAAGGAAGGAUGGGUGGAACAAGAUCCUAUGGAAAUACUUAGGGCUGUUAGAGAAUGCCUCCAUCAAACUAUAUUCAAUUUAAAACAACUUACCAUAGAUCCUAGUGAUAUAGUUGCAAUUGGUGUAACAAACCAAAGAGAAACUACAGUUGUAUGGGACUCUGUUACAGGAGAACCAUUAUAUAAUGCUAUAGUCUGGAUGGACAUGAGAACAACUUCAGUAGUAGAUGAUAUAUUGAAGAAAAUACGUAAUCAAAAUAAAAAUUAUUUGAAACCACUUUGUGGUCUACCAAUUAGUCCAUAUUUCAGUGCUUUGAAGUUAAAGUGGUUAUUACAGAAUGUACCUUCUGUUCGAGAAGCACUAGAUACAGAACGAUGUAUGUGUGGUACAAUUGAUUCUUGGUUAAUCUGGAAUUUAACUGGAGGAACAAAUUUUGGUGUUCAUGCUACUGAUGUUACCAAUGCUUCAAGAACAAUGCUAAUGAAUAUCACAACAUUAAAAUGGGAUCCAACUUUGUUACAGUUUUUUAGUAUACCGCCAGAAAUAUUACCAGAGAUUCGUAGUUCAUCAGAAAUUUAUGGUUAUAUUCAGGAUGAUAUUCUAGCUGGAGUUCCAAUAUCAGGAUGUUUAGGUGAUCAACAAGCAGCACUUGUGGGUCAAAUGUGUCUACAAAGAGGUCAGGCAAAAAGCACUUAUGGCACUGGUUGUUUUCUUUUAUAUAAUACUGGAACUGCUAUUGUAGACUCAUCUCAUGGUUUACUGACAACAGUUGCUUACCAAUUAGGACCACAAGCUCCACCUGUAUAUGCCCUUGAAGGUUCUAUAGCAAUAGCUGGAGCAGUUAUUCAGUGGUUAAAAGAUAAUCUAGGUAUAUUAGCAGACAUAAAGGAAUCUGAAGUUGUAGUUGAACAAGUUGCUGCAGAUAAUCAUGUUACAUUUGUGCCUGCAUUUGCUGGGUUAUAUUCUCCAUAUUGGAGAAAAGAUGCAAGAAGUGUUAUAUGUGGAAUUACAGAGGACACUAAUAGUGCUCAUGUCAUAAAAGCAGCAUUGCAAGCCAUUUGUUUUCAGACAAAAGAUAUUUUGGAAGCCAUGAAAGAAGAUACUGGAUUAACGUUGUCUAAAUUGCUAGUAGAUGGUGCAAUGACUAACAAUAAUCUAUUAAUGCAAAUGCAAGCUGACAUUUGUGGAAUUCCAAUUGUCAGGCCUUUAAUGUGUGAGACUACCGCACUAGGAGUUGCAAUAGCUGCAGGAAGUGCAGAUGGUAUACGUAAAUGGAAUGUGAAAACACAUGCAGCUGUACCAAGUGAUACUUUUGUUCCAUCAAUAACAGAAAAUGAACGAGAUAUACUGUAUUCACAAUGGAAAAUGGCCAUCGAUCGUAGUUUAGGUUGGGAACCAGUAUCAAAUGCCAAUGUUGAUACAAAGAAUAUUCAUAAGGCAACUGCCCCUGGUAUUUUUAUGAUAAGUACAAUAAUAUUACUUAUGAUUGCUAAGCAUCAUUCUGUGUUGUGA